Messenger RNA from Debaryomyces fabryi, 1149 nucleotides. RefSeq lists its product as uncharacterized. Bases 1 to 1149 code for a protein of 382 amino acids. The transcript has a single exon. The record is from RefSeq and is a predicted model, not a curated record. Lineage: Eukaryota; Fungi; Ascomycota; Pichiomycetes; Serinales; Debaryomycetaceae.
AUGAAUGAAAGUAAUGAUAAUAGUAUUAAUGAACAUGACUCGCUUCUACAAGAUAAUUCGGCAAUAUUAAGUAUUCUACCGCUGUUAAUACAAGAUCUAUUUCAUUGGGAAUCGCAUCUUGCAAUUUUAUUAAAAUUCCUUCAGAAUCAAAUAGGGGAAUCAGAAGUCUUAGAUGAAAGUCAGACGAUUCAAUUGCAAGCUAUAUAUUCCCAAAUACAAGAAAUUUCAGAAAAAGAAGUUGCGAAGAAUAAGAAACAGAAUGAUGUUUUGGUGAUAGACGAGGAUAAGAGUCUCCUAUUGACAUUUACAUUUGGAAGAGCUUUUUUAGAUGCGUUAAGUAUCCUUGCUGAUCCUAACAAUAUAAAUGUUGUUGUUUAUUGUGAAGAAGGAACAGAUAAAGAACUAGUGAACGAACUAGGCGCUAACUAUCUUCAAGGGAACUUUGGAUCUACAGGUACAGGUGUUUUCCAUCCAAUUAGCGUCAAAGUGACCCAGGUUAAACAGGUAAGAGAACGCUCUAAAACAAGAGUGUCUAAAAAGAGAUUGGCCGAAAUAAGCCAAAGAUUGGCCUAUUUGGAUCUAGAAAGAAUGCUAAGCAACGCGGGACUCACUAUUAACGACUCUGGAGAACUUACAACGAUACCUAAGUCUACCAGCACGCUGAAAGUCUUCCAGAGCAACACUCUGACCCCGUUUUCGAGGUCCUCGGACAAUUCCGACGAGAGAAUACGUCUUCAAAAAGAACUAAAUGAAGCUGUUGCAACCAAACGCGAACUGAAUGUCGUGGACUUGAAGUCAUGGUACUGUUCUUGUGAAGAAUUUCAAGCAUCAUAUGUAUCGUCUCCGGAACAGCCCGACCAAUUGGAAAACUGCAGGGAGCCUGGAUGCACCACUAUCGCUGACGAUACAUUUCCUACACUCUCUCCACUCCGUAUGAUUGAUGCAGACAAUCUAAUUGCAAAAUUUCAUGACAACCAAAUCACCCGUUAUUUUAACUCACUCCUGCCCCAAAACCAAACCAAACACCUAUCAUCAUUACCCAUAUGCUGUCAUCUCCUAGCCUUAUCCAUUGCAGCCACUAACUCACCAUAUACCCAUCGUUAUUUCACCGUAUUAUCCCUGGAUAAUCUAUGGUCAAUGCUUACAUAA